Molecule: messenger RNA, 594 nt
Organism: Emiliania huxleyi CCMP1516
Lineage: Eukaryota; Haptophyta; Isochrysidales; Noelaerhabdaceae
Exons: 3
Coding region: 1-594 (197 amino acids)
Molecular function (GO): catalytic activity
Source: RefSeq, a predicted model, not a curated record
AUGUGCGACAAGUGCGACGCUCAGCUCCUCGAAACGCUGCUGCACACGCCCUCCGAGGGCUACUACCUUCUGAGUGGGCACCUCGACCGGCUCCUCCUCUCCGGCUACGCGCUCGGCUUCACGCUGCCCGCGCCGGAGAAGAUAGCGGCGCGGCUUCACGCCGAGGCUGCCGCGUGGCCGCCCGGUGGCGCGAGCCGUGUCCGUCUGCUUGCCGCGCGCGACGGCUCGCUGCGCGUCGAGCGCUACGCGCUGGCUGGGGUGCUCUCCCAUCCCGCCGCCGUCAUGGCUCCGCCGACGAGUGACGACCGGACGACCGCCCGCGCGGCCUACGACGCGGCGCGCGAGCGUGCCGCCGUCGGCGGCGAGAUCUUUGACGUGCUGAUGCACAACGAGCUCGGGCAGGUGACGGAGACGUCCAUCACAAACGUCGGGCUCGAGGCGGCGGGCGGCGGAGGGGUGCUGCGGGAGGAGGCCAUCACGGUGGCGGAUCUGCGUGAGGCGCUCGGGGCGGGGCGUAGGCUCUGCUGCUUCAAUUCGGUGCGAGGCGCCUUGGCGGUGACGCUGGAGGAGGGAGGAGGGAGGGUGGGAGGCUAG